Molecule: messenger RNA, 327 nt
Organism: Zychaea mexicana
Lineage: Eukaryota; Fungi; Mucoromycota; Mucoromycetes; Mucorales; Lichtheimiaceae
Product: ribosomal protein L34-domain-containing protein
Exons: 2
Coding region: 1-327 (108 amino acids)
Biological process (GO): translation
Cellular component (GO): ribosome
Molecular function (GO): structural constituent of ribosome
Source: RefSeq, a predicted model, not a curated record
AUGUCGUUACUGAAUCGCUUAUGUUCCUUGGUCCCGAGCCGCAUGACUUCUGCCAUGCCAGCUCGUUUAUCUGCUAUCUCGACUACAACUUUACGACCUAGCUUGCUCAACAGCUUGCCCUCAACAACUACCGGUGCUACACCAAUGGGCGCUGUCAACCCCUUUGCCUCAACACAAAUGCGUUUUGUCACGUACGGAAACACGUUCCAGCCUUCGAAUCUGGUCCGUAAGAGACGCCAUGGCUUCCUUUCUCGCAUGGCAACAAAGAACGGACGUCGUGUUGUUGCCAGGCGACGUGCCAAGGGUAGAAAGAACCUGUCCCAUUAA